AUGAAAGAAGUGUGGAUUUGGGAUCCCGUGGAUGCCAACGCCGCUUUCCAGCAUCCGCAGGAACCACCCGAAAACAAUCUGGUGAUGGCCAAAGAGUGCUUCAUGGACGGGAAGAUCGGGGCGCGCCUGAACAAACUGUCCAGGGCUACGCUGGUGGACCAGAAUGGCUCUAUUGCCAUGGUCACCCGCGAGGACGGCAGCAGACACGAGGUGCCCAGGGCCCGCCUGUUACAGUGGUACGAGGGACUUCUUGUCUUGCAAGAGCUUGAGGCGAAAAGUGAUGCAGGUGUCACUUGGUUUGACGACCGUUGCCGCGAUCUCUUGAUCCAAGCGCGCAAGAAGUACAAGUCCGGGAUCCUGGGCAGCCUCUAUGUCGAAAGGAAGCUCCUGAAUAUUUCUGUCACAGGUAAGCGGUUGGAUGCAGAGGGCCCAAACUUUACCCAUCGGCGGCCAGAGGUGAAAGAUGUGGAGCUUCCUGCAGAGGGCGAGGAUGAGGCAGUGCCGGGCCGGUUUAGCAUCGUUGACAUCACUGGCUACAUGCCCCCUUGGGAGGCUUGGUGCCACGAGCAUGCUGGCUUUUACCAAGACUUCUAUCAGGUGCAGUGGAAGAGCGAUAAGGGCACGGCCUGGGCAGGAAUGAAUUUCUCAAAAGUGGAGAACGGUGCCGUCGAAGCAGGUUCGACUUGGGAGCCUGACGACUGUAUACCGCCCAGCCUUGAUGGCAUGAGGUUGCGCGAAAAGACGAGGUGGUUCAAGCGCAAGCGCGUUCAGGAGCAGAAGGCCGAGAAGGAGCUUGCGGAAGCCACGAAGUCGAAGCGCCCUCGAAACGAGAGCUCGUCGAGGCUGCCCGAGCCGCCGGCAAAUCUGGGCCGGUACAGGCGCAAUGGCAGUGCGCUUAUGAAAGACCUGUUCCUUCAGAUUGGCCACGACUUCGAUCGAGCUGAAGCUGAAGCAAGCAAAGAUGUUUGCAGUGGCUGGCCCAGGAAAGCCGAGGACUAUCCCCCCGGCUAUGGAUGCGCAGACCCACCCGGAAUCUGCCAUGCCACAUGUGAUUGUAUGGACGAGAACAAGUUGCCGGAACAGACGAAGGCGUGGCUCGAGGAUCCGAGACGCUCCUCCGAUGCGGCCAUGGCCAUUCACAAUCUGAGCCUGCAGAAGCACUUCGUCGCACGAAGGGGCUCGGUUUCGAAUUGGCACCGCUUUGAGCCUGUCCAGACGGGCCAUGCAGACCAGACGACGCACGCGAAGGCGGCGCUGGAUCUUUCCAAAGUUUUGGAGGAGUCGGUCCGAUCGGUGCUUAAGGACCUGCCCAUCUUGGCCCUCCAGCAGAGCGGAGAUUCGGUUCGAAUCCCAGCUGGUGCCCUACUCAAGCCGUCCGAGGAUUAUGUGCCGGUACAUUUCCAGCUGUCACAGACCGCCGCUGCUCGACAAUGGCUAUCUCUCAGUGAGGAUGGCAAGCUAUCUCUCAUGGGGAACGGCCCGCCAAGCCGGCCGGCGCCUUUCAGAGUGGAAUUCCUCCACUCGGAGGGAUUGACUGCUGUGGUGGACUGCAUGGUCACCGACACCCAGCAGAAGCCCUGGCUGUCGGCUUCGGCAACAAUCGCGGCGCGGUUCACGAAUGUGGCGCUCUGUCCUUUGUCACGCAACGUUCGCGUGGUUCUGCAAGAGCAUCUUCGAAAGAUGUUCAGCUUCGAAACGAAGGUGGCGAAGGAAGUUUCCCUUGGCCGCUGGCUCGAUGUUGCGGACAUGCUCAUCCGCAUGCUCAGGACGACAGCAACGGUUGACAUCGUGAAGCCCGAUGCUCAAACCUCUCGGCCACCUCCACGAGCUGCGGCUGUCGCUCGAGCUGGAUAA
Symbiodinium sp. CCMP2456 is the source of this 1854-nucleotide messenger RNA. NCBI's taxonomy places the organism in Eukaryota, Dinophyceae, Suessiales, Symbiodiniaceae. The record is from the annotation of a GenBank genome assembly.